This is a messenger RNA of Sinocyclocheilus anshuiensis, 2812 nucleotides long. Its product is annotated as glypican-6-like. NCBI's taxonomy places the organism in Eukaryota, Metazoa, Chordata, Actinopteri, Cypriniformes, Cyprinidae. The record is from RefSeq and is a predicted model, not a curated record. Gene Ontology annotation, biological process: regulation of protein localization to membrane; regulation of signal transduction; cell migration. The transcript is spliced from 14 exons. Bases 18 to 2114 code for a protein of 698 amino acids. Gene Ontology annotation, cellular component: cell surface; synapse; extracellular region.
AUUUGCGCACAGGAGGGAUGUUGAAGACACCUGUCGUGGUUUUCACUUCUUUAUCGCUGCUAUUGUCGCUGUCAUGUGCUGGAGAUGUAAAAUCGCGCAGCUGCAGCGAUGUGCUCCAGGCUUUCACGACCAAAGGCUUCAGUCUCCAUAAUGUGCCACACCAGGAGAUAUCAGGUGAUCAUCUGCGGGUUUGUUCCCAGGGCUACACCUGCUGCACUUCAGACAUGGAGGACAAACUCGGCCAGCAGAGUAAACUGGAUUUCGAGAAAUUAGUGGAUGAGAACAGCCACACCAUACGGACGAUAUUUACCUCCAGGCACAAAAAGUUUGACGAGUUCUUUCUGGAGUUGCUGGACAACUCGGAAAAGUCGCUGAAUGACAUGUUUGUGCGCACAUACGGCAAACUGUACACGCACAACUCGGAGAUGUUCGAGGAUCUGUUCUCUGAGCUCAAGCGUUACUACACCGGCGGAAAUGUCAACCUGGAGGAAGUGCUGAACGACUUCUGGUCCAGACUUCUGGAGCGCAUGUUCCAGCUGCUCAACUCUCAGUACACCUUCACAGACGACUAUCUGGAGUGCAUCAGCAAAUACACCGACCAGUUAAAGCCCUUCGGAGACGUGCCGCGCAAGCUCAAGGCUCAGGUCACUAAGGCCUUCAUUGCGGCUCGCUCGUUCGUUCAAGGACUCAUGGUGGGUCGGGAAGAGUGUGAUCAUGCAGCAGGAGUCCCUUCUCUGACAUUUGAAAGGAAAGAGAGGAACAGAAGGAGGUGCCGCAUCUUCGGUGAUCUGAUUAUCUCAUAUCCAAGCCUACACUCGCAAGCUGUUUCGCUCUUUCAGUGUGUGUUGGGGUUGAUUCUGGAGGCUCGUGCCAGCGAGAAACUCGACGGCCGCCGUGUGUUUCCAGUUGACCGUCUGCCUCCUUUCUGCACGGCCUUGACCUUCGGAGAGCCGCCUCCGCGUGAUGGACAGAAGAUGUCUGGCGUCAAUAUAUCUCCAGGUUGCAGUAAAGCAUUGACUAAAAUGCUGUACUGUCCAUACUGUGGAGGAAUGCCAGGCCUCAAACCCUGCGCCAACUACUGCCAAAACGUCAUGCGGGGCUGCCUGGCCAACCAAGCGGACCUGGACCCGGAGUGGAACCUCUUCAUCGCCGCAGGGGUUUGCAUUCAUCUCAAUUCGAGAGACCGCAGGAGAUGUUCUGCCAUCAUUAGCCUCGAGCUGCAAAAAAACCCAGAGCGAUCGGUGAUCACGCUGUUUUGGAAGAAAACAGACGGCUGUGGCAUUUCAUCAGAGCCAAUGAACGGCCGAGGAAGUAUCAUUUCAGCUUCAUCCUAUGAGCAUUCGUCUCUUUCGGCUUCUGAGGCUCAAUUAUACUGCAUGAUGUCUGAAAGGUUUCGUGUGCACAAGGACACGUUCACUGCAGAAAGGGUGUUUCAGGGAUGCGGUCAUCCCAAAGCAGCUGGAGUGGGCCGAUCUGCCCGCGGGAUCUCGGAUGUGUUCAACAGUCGCUUUAGACCCUACAGUCCAGAAGAGAGGCCGACCACGGCAGCCGGCACCAGCCUGGACAGACUGAGGAUUGUCUGGAGGACGAUGCAACACAGCGUGAUCGACAUUAAGGAGAAGCUGAAGGAGUCGAAGAAAUUCUGGUCGUCGCUGCCAGACAGCAUCUGUGUAGAGGACGAAGUGACUGACCCAGAUGAGGAGCAGUGCUGGAACAGUCACACAAAGGGAAGAUAUUUCCCUGAAGUUGUAAAAGACGGUCUCACGAACCAGCUCAAUAACCCAGAGGUGGAAGUGGACAUCACAAGACCAGACACCUUCAUCAGACAGCAGAUCAUGACCCUGCGAGUGAUGACCAACAAGCUGCGAAACGCCUACAACGGCAAAGACGUCUACUUCCAGGACUCCAGUGAUGAGGAGAGCGGCUCGGGCAGCGGAAGCGGCUUCACCACAGAGCCGGAAGUGGUCCAUACGGAGCCACCGAUGCAGGAAGCAGACAAAAGCGACCCUCAGCCACCAGCAGACGCGGCGGGCCCUCAGCAGACGCCUUCGCUGCAGUUACUAUCCGCUGUAACGGCCCUCACCUGGCUGCUGCUGCUGCUGCGGUGGAGAUAAUGGCAGUAGGCGGCAUGCAGCCACACGGACGCUUCAGACAGACUCGCGCUGUCAGCCUUUCCCUAACUGGACCGGACAUUUUCCAAAAAAAUAGCAAGAAAAAGCCCAUGAAAAAAAAGGAGAGCAAGCUAGCUAGCUAGACAUGAGGAGGAAACCUUUGCAUCCUGCUUGUUCCAAAGAAUGCUUGGUGCAAUCAGAAGCCAACUGCUCUCGUUUCUAAAUGAAGUUAAAAGAAAAGCAAACUUUUCGGAUGAAAAGUGAUCGCCGUGCAAAUGGGAUCGCUUUACUUUUUCGGGAAAGAAUGGGAAAAUAUGAAAAUCUAUUUUUGUUUUCCUUUUAUACUGCAUAAAAUGAGACAACAAAAUACGCUUUUUUUUUUUUGUGUGUUUCGCCCCUCCCGAGUUCAUUGUGCGAUAAAAAGCAGACGUUAUAAAGAAAAAAGUAAGAAUAAAAAUCUAUAUAAAUCAACUUGUUAUGUACCACUGUGAGAAAGCAUGGGGAGGUCAUGAGUAAAUGUUUUUAACUUUUUUUUUUUCUUUUGUUGAAGUGUUUUUGUUGUUAUUUUGCUAGGCUGUUGGCGAUUUAAGGUCAUUUUAGAGGACUUCAGAUGGUGAGCGUGAAGGUCGAGUUUUACCGAGGGCUGCUCCUGCUUAAUUCAAAAUUCAUGAUCCAUAUCUUAAUAUAUAAAGGUUUUAGUU